Molecule: messenger RNA, 1451 nt
Organism: Amoebophrya sp. A25
Lineage: Eukaryota; Dinophyceae; Syndiniales; Amoebophryaceae
Source: the annotation of a GenBank genome assembly
AUGGGUGUUGGUGUAGACAUGGUCGAAUACGUAGAACCUCUUGAGGCACCUCGAAUCGUGGGACCUGCUGCUUUGCACCUUACACUACCCGACACUGAAAAUACGACCCUUAUGACACGACUGCCACGCCUAGGCGAUGGGUUUGAACAUUUUCGAAAUUGGAUUUUGGAGGUGGGGAAGUCAACUCACGACCUAGAUGGUGAAGCCUGGAUUCGAGCGCAAUGGGAAAGACUAAAUUACCAAGUAGAGGAGGAAGAAAGGGUAUUUUGAUUUGGAAGUUCACUCUUGAUGUACUAGAAAAAUUUUAGCUUCUGGUGAAUUUACUUCUACUAAAAGGACUGAUCAGUAUCACGUCUAUGUAUUAUUAAUGUAGAUGCUCGUGGGUUCGCAUAUUAAACUACAACAUCCCAACAUAGUUGGCAUCGUUGAUUUCAGUGUGAAGAUCCCAGUACAACAUCAAAUCCUCCAGGACCGGAAUCCGGGCAGAACGUAUUCUCUAGAGCAGUUGCAGAGUGACUAUGGGCGGGAGCAUUACAAGGUUCUUGAACGCGAAUUGCGACAGCGAAUCUUUGAUUAUGAUUGGUUCUAUUGUGCUCGUAGUAAUUCUUCCUAGCAAGGGAUUUGAAGAUCAUGUUUUCUUUAUUGCAUUGGAAGUUUUCAGAGCCUGGGGGUGGCCGUCUUACGAGCAUCCAUGUGUCUUCUAACUUGCCCUUUCUGCGAACAAGACUUCGGCUUAUGAGAAACUUGCAGUUCGACAGCGCACCGGAGCAGAACAGGACAUGGCCAGAAUAAAGGAGACUCUACAAAGACUAGCCAAAGAGAAGGCGGACCUCAAUAAGAAGCGAACUGAGAAGGAAGAACAGCUCAAAGUUCUGGCGAAAACUGAUGCGAACUACAAUACACAGCAUAUUAUGGGUGGAGUUGCACCACCAAGCAGCUCAUCUGCAACAUCAGGAGUAGGUCCAUCAGGAGCACCUCCUCCUUCACCGAAAAAACAAGGACCACCUCCAGGGGUGUCGACUGCAGGAAGUUCGGGUGAAGCUGGAAGGGGUAGUCAAUCGCCGAAGAAAGCAGUUUCUGGCGCUCAGAAGACAGCGGCAGGAAAGAAGAGUCCAAAGAAAAAGCCAGGAUGAAUGAGGAGGUUGAGGCAACCCUUAAUCUCUUGAUAGCUUUUCGGUGGCUAUAAUGUGCACUUGGCAUGAUUCCAAAAACUUUUGAUUUUUCUAUUACUUGUUUGUAAGAGUUUACCAAGCAGUGCUGCUUUGAUGUACCAGAAUAGUCGUGGCCACCGACCACAAAACGACCUACCGUUACACUACGAUUACUCACACUCACCUUCCAUCUACGCUUUUGCACCCACUUGCAGAUGAUCGAGAAUGAUUACAGAAAACCGACACAGUGUCAGUGACGAGAGAAAGGGAACACGACGAAAAACCUCUGGAACAUACAAG